Messenger RNA from Ostertagia ostertagi, 462 nucleotides. NCBI's taxonomy places the organism in Eukaryota, Metazoa, Nematoda, Chromadorea, Rhabditida, Trichostrongylidae. The record is from the annotation of a GenBank genome assembly.
AUGACUGUUUGUCUACUCCUAAUUUUCGCAUUUCUAUUCUAUAACGAAGCGGCAGGACCAACAUGGGGUGCGUGGGGUGUUUGGAGUGAUCCAUGUACGUCGUGUCCAGGAGCGAUUUCACGUGGUCGCACACGAGUGUGCGUACCUGGAGACGAUUUCAGCUUGUGCAGUGGUCCACGUCUCGAAGUCGAGAACUGCGUCAACUGUGUCGGUCAGUGGACAGAAUGGGUGGACGGAACAGAAUGUCCGGACACAUGCGGCAACUGCGGCAGACUCACUCGAACUCGUCAGUGCAGAAAUGCUGUUGCAUGUCCAACUCCAACGUGCACAGGGAACGGCUCUGACCUCAGUCCUGCAACAUGCGACAGCGGUGAUGUAUGCACGUUCCCGAGAUCUCCGUGCUGUGAAGGAAGCAAGGCUGUCGACAUUGCUAGGCAGCGAUUUUACUGCAAAAGGGUCUAG